This is a messenger RNA of Tupaia belangeri chinensis (Chinese tree shrew), 948 nucleotides long. RefSeq names its product cytochrome c oxidase assembly factor 8 (gene COA8). The transcript is spliced from 5 exons. The coding region runs from base 25 to 699 and encodes 224 amino acids. Gene Ontology annotation, cellular component: mitochondrion. NCBI's taxonomy places the organism in Eukaryota, Metazoa, Chordata, Mammalia, Scandentia, Tupaiidae. The record is from RefSeq and is a predicted model, not a curated record. Gene Ontology annotation, biological process: intrinsic apoptotic signaling pathway.
UUUUUCUUUUAACUUGUACUGCUCAUGUGCAUUCACCAGAGAGACCAAGCAAGCAAGCUGCCGGUCCGACGAAGCGUGGUUAGCCUUCACCGCCAUGCCACCUGCUGGCCCCGCCUGGCGGACACCAUACAAUCCCCUGUCCUUCAUUUCUUCAUCCUGUCAGGAUUUAAGACACUCAUCUACAGUCGCCUGGUCUCACAAUUCCGCCCUCCGAGAAAGUCUUGCCAUGACUGGAUAGGACCUCCAGACAAAUACUCAAACCUUCGACCUGUCCAUUUUUAUAUCCCUGAAAAUGAAUCAGCAUUGGAACAAAAACUUAGAGAAUUAAGACAAGAAACACAAGAAUGGAAUCAACAGUUCUGGGCACACCAGAAUCUGUCUUUCAGUAAGGAGAAGGAAGAGUUCAUUCACUCGAGACUGAAGGCUAAAGGCCUGGGGCUGAGAGCCGAAUCAGGUGCGUUCACGGUGGCACUGUGGCCGAGGUCGGUGAGGAGCUCCCGAGGUCAGAGAGCGACAUUGAAUGCAGAAGAAAUGGCCGACUUUUACAAGGAGUUUUUAAGUAAAAAUUUCCAGAAGCAUAUGUAUUAUAAUAGAGACUGGUAUAGGCGCAACUUUGCCAUCACCUUCUUCAUGGGACAGGUGGCUCUGGAGAGGCUGUGGGGCAAGCUUAGACGGAAGCGGAAGACAGUGUGCACGUAGGAGCCCGCCCUCAGCCACCUGCCAGCCCAGGACUCCGCAGGGAGCACCGCCUCCAGGACCCUGUCCCACCCGGACUCCGGCAGUGUGAGCGACCCCGAUCCCGGCUGCAGGGCCCUGUCCCACCCGAGCUCCGGCAGUGUGAGCGACCCGGAUCCCCGCUCCAGGGCAGUGCAGGUCCUGACUCCCUCCUGGCUGGAGCCCCGCCCCAGCUUGUCAUGGACUUGGCAUUAAAUGAAACCCAGUACCGUG